AUGGAGCCAAGAAGACCUCUGCAACGGGACAGGUCCAAAGCCUUUUAUGAAGGUGGUCCUGACGAGCAGAGCCUCUUUUGUCCCGGGUCUAAACCCACACCUGGACCUGGACCUAGUCCCAGAGCUCUGUCUAUGAAGAGCGACAGCUCCAAAAACAUUUUAGUAGAGUUCAGUGCAGAGCAUCAGGAGGAGCAGAGGUCUGUGAUGAGUGACAGCUCCAAAAACAUCAUUGUUGAAUUCAAAGAAGAGCAUUCUGAGGAGCAGGGAGACCCGGGCCGCCAGGAGCCGCUGGACGACAUACUGCGGCGUCUGCAGGAGGACGUCCUGACUUUUGUCAAGGAGCAGCUGCAGAUGAUUUGCCGACUCCUGGCCACAGAUUACCCAGAAUUCUCUGAGCAGAACAGCAGAGAAGUUCUGAGCAUCACCAUGGACCAUCUGAGGAGGAUGAAGCAGGAGAAGCUGGUGCAGCGUCUGGAAAGACGAAGCGCUGUUGGAGUUUGUAGAGAUGAACUGAAGAAGCAUCUGCAGCAGAAGGUUAGCCGAGUGUUUGAGGGCGUGGCUAAAGCAGGAGACUCCGCCCCCCUGACCCAGAUCUACACAGAGCUCCACAUCACAGAGGGCGGGGCCUCAGAGGUCAACCAGGAACAUGAGUGGUCGGCUCUGUCCUUUGUCUUGCUGUCCUCGGAGUCAGAUCUGCAGGACUUUGACCUGAGGAAAUAUCUGGCCUCAGAGACAGCUCUCUUGGUUCUGCUGCCCGUGGUCCGAGCCUCAACCAAAGCCCUGCUGAGAGGCUGUGGACUGUCCCCUCGCAGCUGUGGUCCUCUGGCCUCAGUCCUCAGCUCGUCCAGUCUCACACAUCUCAAUCUGAGUAACAACGACCUCCAGGACUCAGGGAUAGAGCUGCUGUGUUCUGGACUGAAGAGCCCCCCCUGUGGACUGCACACUCUCAUGCUGUCUGGAUGUCUGAUCUCACAGAGGGGAGGGGCUGCUCUGGCCUCAGCUCUAAGCCCCACCCCCGACAAUCCAAGCCACGCCCCCUCCCACCUGAGAGAGUUGGACCUGAGCUACAACCAUCCAGGAGGUUCCUCAGAGCUGCUGAAGGCUCUACAGGACGAUCCACACUGCCCCCUGCAGGAACUCAGAUUGGAUCCAGCUGGAGAACAGUGGAUGGUUCCAGGUCUGAGGAAGUAUUCCUGCGAGUUUUUUCUGGAUCCAAACACAGCUCACAGGGACCUCCACCUGUCUGAGGACAACAGGACAGCGACCAAGGCCCGAGAGGAGACGCACCGGCUGGACUCUGAGGACGGAGGGACCGAGCAGGUCCUGAACCAGAGUCGGGUCCUGAGCAGCACUGGCCUGAGGGGGCGCUGUUACUGGGAGGUGGACUGGUGCGGCUGGAGGGGCAUCGACAUCGCAUUAGGAUUUGGAGACGACCACCGCUCCUGGAGUCUCCGAGUGUGCAAUGGGAGCUACUCUUUCUACCACAACAGCAAAAAGACGGUUCUUCGGAUCCUCCCCUCCUCCUUCGCUCCUUCCGGUCGGGUCGCUGUGUUCCUGGACUCCGAGGCGGGGUCUCUCUCCUUUUAUCUGGUCCGAUGUCAGGGGAAUCUGCUGCACCUCCACACCUGCACCUCCUCCUUCAGCGAGCCUGUGUUCCCCGGGUUUGGACUGCGGUCUGAGAGCUCGGUCUCUGUGGUGGAUCUGAGCAGAGCGCCCCCUACUGGAUCCAAAUGA
Molecule: messenger RNA, 1734 nt
Organism: Knipowitschia caucasica
Lineage: Eukaryota; Metazoa; Chordata; Actinopteri; Gobiiformes; Gobiidae
Source: the annotation of a GenBank genome assembly